GGAAUGGUGAUUCCUGGUCCUAUUUUGAGUCUCGAGUGUGUUAAAGGGUUUCAUCUUGCAACUUCCGUUGAGGGUGGAGAUAGAUUUUGGAGUAGGUGGAGGCAAAGGAUUUGCUUCAAUAAAUACAACCGAAGAUCACUUCCCACGGGAUACUUCAGCUUGUUUCUCAGUCGCUUGCCCAUUACCAGGAGCUGAUAGCCAACAAUGUUGCCCAAAAUUGCAAUUCUCUCAGCAUUAGCUCUUGUUCUGAUCAUACAAGAGGCUUCUCUUGCGCCUGUGACCCAGGAACCAACCACAGGACCAAGCGAGGGGACAACGCUUGAGUCAAGCAAAGAACCAGGUGGCGAAGAAAGCACAGAAGAGCCGACUGAUGAAACAAGCUUAGGGCCAAGCGCAGGGCCAAGUGAGGAGCCCAGCACAGAGCCAGCCGAAGAGCCGAGUGGCGAAGCAAGCGGAGAAGCGAGCGGAGAAGCGAGCGGAGAAGCAAGCGGAGAAGCAAGCGGGGAAGGAAGCGGGGAAGGAAGUGGGGAAGGAAGCGGGGAAGGAGGUUCACAUCUUAUUCAACUAGGCACAGAGGCAAGCAAAGAGCCAACCAAGGAGCCAAGUACAGAGCCAACUUCAGAGGCCGCCCCAGAGAGCGUAGAAUCAGGAGAUUUUUCACUUAUCCUGCCAACUGAAGAAACCCAUGGAGAUGCAAGCAAAGAGCCAAGCACAAAGCCAAAAACAACUGCAGCGUAAACAGACGAGUCAAAAUAAAAAGAAAAUGAACCCAGAAAGAGAACCUGAAUUGAUGUCUUCCUGAUAAUGUUGUCUUGAUUGAAGUUGCCCUCCAGUAAAUGUAGGUUUAAUGCCAACAAGCCUUAAACCUAAUUGGUUGGGUUUCAGAUAAAUAAGUAUCUGGUGGUUUAUCCCACCCAGUCCACUACAUUUUGUUUGUUAUUUAUUAAACUGUGACAUGCCAGACAGCUCGCAGUGGACUUGUAGCAGUUAUACUGUGUUAAUGCUACUAUCACUUUCCCUUCCAAUCAUCUCCCACACCGAUGGGCUCUCUCUCUUGUAUGUGCCGUCUGCUUUGCAAACUAAAAUAAAAAUGGAAUGACAUUA
Podarcis muralis (Common wall lizard) is the source of this 1104-nucleotide messenger RNA. The record is from RefSeq and is a predicted model, not a curated record. NCBI's taxonomy places the organism in Eukaryota, Metazoa, Chordata, Lepidosauria, Squamata, Lacertidae.